Messenger RNA from Paramecium sonneborni, 539 nucleotides. The record is from the annotation of a GenBank genome assembly. NCBI's taxonomy places the organism in Eukaryota, Ciliophora, Oligohymenophorea, Peniculida, Parameciidae.
AAACUGAAAGAUCUAAUUAAAUAGUUUUAUAAAUGAGAAAAAAAAAGCUAGAAGAAUAUUUUAAACUUAUGGAUUCUGAUAAUGAUGGAUUGAUUAGUGCUCAAAAUAUUUAUCUCGAAGAAUUACCAACUGAGGCGUUAGAACUAUUACAACCAGUUAUUUUAUAAUUGGAGAAGUUGGACAUUUAUUUGAAUAUCGAAACAUGGACAGCAAAAUGCUUAGAUAUAAUUGAAAAAAUGAGUAUUUUUGAUAAAAACCGUCUUUUUUAAAAACAACCUAAAUAGUAAAAAACCUUGCCUGAUACUUCAAGUACCUUUAAACCUUAAUUAAACUAAAAAUCUGAGUAGAUUGCAAAAUAAAGAUAAACAUUCAAAGGACCAGCUGCCUUAUAUCAGAAGGCAAUGAAGGAAAAUAUAGUUAAAGAAUAAAAAAUCAAGAAGAUUAAAGAAUAAUAAGAAUAAAAGGAGGCUAAAAAUUGUACAUUUUAACCAAAAAUUAAAUUCUUUAAUAGAUCAACUACCAGCACAGAAUUUUAUUGA